AUGUUGCGAAUUCGCAGAUACCGAGCUCUCCUUAUUUUUGCUGUCUUCAUAACAGCCAUUCUCGUUCGUUUUACACACAUAAGGGAUUGGGAAAGUUAUACUGUAGGAGGCCCUGUCGACAUCCCUGACUCGAAAUUCGCAUCAGAAAAGGGAGAACCAUACACAUAUACACCAAAUGGAGGUCAUCCGACUGCACCGGAAACUCUGAAAGAACAAUCAGAAGCGCCAUUGAAGCCUGCCGAGGAUGAAAUUAAACCGGCACCAAAGGUAGCAGAAAAGACAUCCUCCACAACUAGCAGUACAUCGACUACUUGGAAUGUUAUUGCCAUUCAAACAAUAGAUACAACUGUGCCGAAAUACGCUCUUCCAGACAGGAAACCACCAACCCAAGGUGUCUACGAGGAUACAGGAUUUGAAGAUCUUCAUCCAAUUGCGCCAGAUGGAAGACAGGACUUGCCUGUUUUCUCAGCAGCACCUACUACAAUUUACUGGUCGAAGCAAGCAGAGCAUUUCCCAGUGCCUACUGAAAGUAUUAUCAAUCUGCCAACUGGCGUGCCAAUCUCGAUUCCCAAGAUUCAACAUGUUUUCAAUGACGAGACAACGGAUGCAAAAAUCUCUCGGGAGAAGAGGCAAAAUAAAGUCAAGGAGGAAUUUCUGAGGUCAUGGAAAGGUUACAAGAAGUUUGCAUGGGGUCAUGACGAACUUUCCCCCGUGUCAACUAAAUUUCGAGAUCCAUUUUGCGGAUGGGCAGCAACUUUGGUGGAUGGUUUGGAUACAUUAUAUAUUAUGGGAUUUCAUGACGAAUUCGAAGAGGCUGUUAAUGCUGUUGAAAAGAUUGAUUUCACCACUACUCCAAGGAUGGAAAUACCAGUAUUUGAAACUACCAUUAGAUAUCUCGGUGGUCUUUUAGCUGCAUAUGAUGUUAGUGGAGGAAAAUUCCAGGUUCUCUUGGAUAAAGCUACUGAAUUGGCGGAGAUAUUGAUGGGCGCUUUUGAUACCCCAAACAGAAUGCCGGUACUUCACUAUCAAUGGAAGCCAGUCUUUGCGUCUCAGCCUCAUCGUGCCAGUUCCAGAUCUAAUUUGGCUGAACUUGGAUCACUGUCUAUGGAGUUUACCCGUCUUGCUCAACUUACAGGCGAACAACGUUACUAUGAUGCUGUAGCUCGAGUCACCAUUGCUUUAUCGGAGUGGCAGGAUCGUAAUACAACUAACAUUCCCGGAGUUUUCACAGAGGAUGUCGAUGCUUCAGGUUGUAAUCGUACGGCCACCAUGCAAAGAGAAAAGGAGAAGUUGGAGGCUUCAUUGGCAAAGGAUUUCGCUCUCAACAAUCCAAAGACGACUACACUUUUGGAUGAAUCUCCUGAAGGAUAUCAACCGCUUUCACCAGAAAACGUAAAGGAGCCCAAGCCAAAGAAGCCUAGCUCGGAAGAAAAGAUGUUGGAGAUGCAAGUUCUUCCGGGUGAGCCUGGAAAAGCGCGCAUCAAGGGGUGGGACGAAGGAGGCGUGAUGAAAAGAGAUCUGGAAGAACCAGCAUCAACUAGCUCGACUACGGCAUCUUCACCACCUGCGCCAGCAGCAGGUCUUCCUCCAGUAAGUAGAACUGGCAGUGGUUUUAGUCAUCACGUUGCGCCAGACCUACCAACAGUUGAGGCAUCAAGUGAAUGGGAUUGCGUCGAGCAAGGUCUGGAGUCGUAUACCGUUCACGGUAGACAGAAGUUCUCGAUGGGUGGUGGGCAAGAUUCCACGUAUGAGUACUACCCCAAGCAAUAUAUGCUUUUAGGUGGUCUUGACGAAGUCUACAAAAAACUGUACAUGAAGACCAUCCCUGCCAUACGGGAGCAUAUGCUCUUUCGGCCAAUGAUUCCAGGAAAUGACGACAUUCUUAUCUCUGGAAAAGUCACGAGCAAUGGCAUACGGGAAGAAGAUCUAUUGAUUCCAGAGAUUACACAUUUAACAUGUUUCAUUGGAGGUAUGGUUGGAAUGAGUGCGAAGGUUUUCGGCAUCGAAGGAGAUCUCGAGAUUGCAAAGAAACUUACAGAUGGUUGCGUUUGGGCGUAUGGUGCAACCCCAUCAGGAAUUAUGCCUGAAGGGUCAGAAGUUAUUGCAUGCGAGAGUGUUGAAAAUUGCUCUUGGAAUCAAACCCUCUAUUAUGAACGCUUGGAUACUUCAGCUGCCUACAGAGAUGCGAAUCUUAAGGAGUAUAUCGAAAACAAGGAGAAACUUGAUGCCGAAGCAAAGGAGAUGAGUUUAAACCCCACAGAUGCUGCACGUGAGCAGAACGCUUUGGCGAAAGCAGAGGCUGUUGGUGGACCUCAAGGUUAUGUCAGUCACGAAGAUAGUCCUGAUUUAGUAAAAGACUCAGCAGAGACAAAAUCCGAAGACGCAAGUGCCUUCAAGCCAAAGGAUGAACCUGCAUCGCUCACGAAGCGCCAGACUGGUGCCGCUGAUGGUCCUGAAAAGGAGGACAUGUUUAAGCUGAAAUCCGCAAACACGGAAAAGGAAUUGGAAAGUAUGGCUGGAGGACGUCAAUUGGAGAAGGGUACCAAAUCACAAAAACCACUCCCUGCAGAAACAUUACCAGAUCCAUUACGCCCACUUUCUCACAAGGAAUACGUUGAAGGUCGUAUCAAGCAAGAAGCUUUACCUCCUGGAUUCACAAGUAUACAUACCAGGAAAUACAUUCUUAGACCCGAAGCCAUCGAAUCUGUCUGGUACAUGUACCGUAUCACGGGUGAUAAGACCUGGCAAGACAAAGGUUGGAAGAUGUUUGAAGCAGUCAUCAAAGCAACAUCAACUGAGAAUGGUCAUUCGGCUAUCUUUGAUGUUACAGCAGAAGAGACGUAUCAAAUGGAUGAGAUGGAAAGUUUUUGGUUGGCAGAAACGCUCAAAUAUUUCUAUUUACUUUUCUCUACGCCAGAUGUUAUUAGUCUUGAUGAGUGGGUUUUGAAUACGGAAGCACAUCCUUUCAAGAGACCUACUGUUUAG
This is a messenger RNA of Botrytis byssoidea, 2985 nucleotides long. RefSeq lists its product as uncharacterized. Gene Ontology annotation, biological process: carbohydrate metabolic process; N-glycan processing. Bases 1 to 2985 code for a protein of 994 amino acids. Lineage: Eukaryota; Fungi; Ascomycota; Leotiomycetes; Helotiales; Sclerotiniaceae. Gene Ontology annotation, molecular function: mannosyl-oligosaccharide 1,2-alpha-mannosidase activity; calcium ion binding. The record is from RefSeq and is a predicted model, not a curated record. Gene Ontology annotation, cellular component: Golgi membrane; endoplasmic reticulum. The transcript has 3 exons.